GUUUCCGCUGUCGGCCGCCAUUGAAACGAGAGACCAACGUGAGAUUUUCGUUACCGCGCCAAUAAUUAUUACAUGUAUUUUUCACAAUAAUUACUUUCAGCUUAACAUUUGGGAUAUUAUUGAGAAGAAUGGCGUACAGAGGUCAAGGACAGAAGGUUCAGAAGGUUAUGGUGCAGCCCAUCAACCUUAUUUUCAGGUAUCUACAAAACCGUUCUAGGAUCCAGGUGUGGCUUUAUGAACAGGUCAACAUGAGAAUAGAGGGCUGCAUCAUUGGAUUUGAUGAGUACAUGAACUUGGUUUUGGAUGAUGCAGAAGAGGUCCACAUGAAGACCAAGAACAGAAAGCCACUGGGACGAGUCAUGUUGAAAGGAGAGAACAUCACAUUGCUGCAGAGUGUGUCCAAUUGAUCAUCUGUUCAUCAAAUACUCAUUUGUUUUGUGAUAGAUUGUUGUUUUACUCGUUUGUCAAUAUUUAGACUAUUGACUGAUGUUUAUAAAUGAUGUGGCAGUUUUUUUCUUUCUGAAUCUACAGAAUUAAACACUGUUUUUCC
Molecule: messenger RNA, 550 nt
Organism: Triplophysa rosa
Lineage: Eukaryota; Metazoa; Chordata; Actinopteri; Cypriniformes; Nemacheilidae
Gene: snrpe
Product: small nuclear ribonucleoprotein polypeptide E
Exons: 5
Coding region: 129-407 (92 amino acids)
Biological process (GO): mRNA splicing, via spliceosome; spliceosomal snRNP assembly
Cellular component (GO): precatalytic spliceosome; U4/U6 x U5 tri-snRNP complex; U4 snRNP
Molecular function (GO): RNA binding
Source: RefSeq, a predicted model, not a curated record